AUGCCCGCGCAUAUGGUCGUCGUCUACCAGAGGUCACUGCUCAGAAUUAUGAAGAAUGUGUUCAAUGGAUCCAAACGUCCCAGUUCAAACUUGUGCGGCUUCAAAGACUUGCUCUCAAAGGCACGUAAUGUCUUGGUAAUUACUGGCGCAGGGAUGAGUGCUGAGAGCGGCGUCCCGACUUUUAGGGGUGCUGGUGGGCUAUGGCGCAAUUACAACGCUCAAGACUUGGCUACACCGUAUGCCUUUUAUGAUGACCCCGGUCUGGUGUGGGAAUUUUAUCACUACCGAAGAGAACUUGUGCGCAAAACAAGACCAAAUUCUGGACAUCUUGCACUGGCUGAUGCGGAGAAACGAUUCAAUGCCGACCGAAGGUCAUUCACGGUGAUAACGCAGAAUGUAGAUGGAUUACACAGCCAAGCAGGGAGCGUCAAUGUCCUGGAGUUGCACGGUAACCUCUUCAAAACUCGCUGCACCAAAUGUUCAGACGUACGUGUCAACUUGGAUAGUCCUAUAUGUCCUGCACUGGCAAACAGAGGUUCGCCUGUCUUCGAUCCUGAGUUGCACGGGCAUAUCCCAGAGGAGCAACUGCCCCGUUGUCACAAGCCUAUUUCGGACAAACACCCAGAUCGCUUAUGUAACGGUCUGUUGCGACCUCACGUUGUAUGGUUCGGUGAAUCCCUGGACGAUGAUGUUUUACGUCGAGUGGGAAUCGCUAUGACCAGUGCGGAUGUUUGCCUGGUUGUUGGAACUAGUGCAGUUGUGUACCCGGCUGCCGGAUUCGCUCAGGACUUGGCAGCACGCGGAGUUCCAGUGGCAGAAGUUAACGUCGAGGUGACGCCGGCUACCAAAUCUUUAGGUUACUUUUUCCAAGGCAAAUCCGGUGAAAUAUUGCCAGAAUUGUUCAACGACUUGUGUCUGUCUUGAUACGGAUACCAUAACAACUCUGUGAAACAUUACAGUUUUAUCUCGUGUCUUUGAAAAUUUUUUAUCUUGCUGCACUGAAUACUAUUUUCAUCACUUAGCUACUUCUCUUCUAUAUGACUGCACACCUGUCUGGAAAGCUACGUUUCAUAAAAUCUCCACUGCUUUGUCCAGACAAAGUUGUUUAUCAUCUGGGUAGUGCUGACUGAGCCGCUGAUAGGCUGUCUAGCACCUUUCUCCCUUUGCCAUUUCAACUUAUCUGUUACCUGCAUGGUCUCCGGCUGCAUAGAACAUGUAGGAUGUAAAUGUGCGGUUGAAUUGCUAACCAGUUUGUCGCAGAUAUUGGAAUAUAUCUCUUCUUUUCCGUCAGGAUAAAAUGCAGGGAUACAAAAUAUAUGGUAGCGUUUGGGUUUCUCUCGCGUUUCCGUAGUUCAUCUUGCACCGCACUUUAUUUCGCCAGCAUCUUGCCAGCCAGUGA
Messenger RNA from Opisthorchis viverrini, 1399 nucleotides. RefSeq lists its product as hypothetical. Gene Ontology annotation, molecular function: protein-succinyllysine desuccinylase activity; NAD+ binding; protein-malonyllysine demalonylase activity. The coding region runs from base 1 to 924 and encodes 307 amino acids. Lineage: Eukaryota; Metazoa; Platyhelminthes; Trematoda; Opisthorchiida; Opisthorchiidae. The transcript has 7 exons. The record is from RefSeq and is a predicted model, not a curated record.